AUGUGGAAAUGUAGAGGAAAUAAUAACAGCGGCAACAAACUAUGCAAAUAUAUUAAUAAUACAGUAAAUAAUGUUCAGCUGUAUUAUCCAGAUACUCCUACUAGAUUUGCUCAAUGUGUGCAUCAUAAUAAUAGUACUAUUGAUCUGGCUUUAUCGAAAAAUACUGGUUCGAGACUUGGAACCGACAAGGAGGCAAUCGUUGAAAUUUUGUGCACGUGCACAACCAUCGCUGCAUUAUACGAGAACCUCUAUGGCAAAUCUUUGGAAUCCGACCUGAAAGGUGACGUUUCAGGACACUUAAAACGUCUGUGCGUGUCCCUGUGCCAGGCUAACCGUGACGAAAGUUCAGGCGUGGACGAGGGCGCUGCCAUAGCCGACGCCGAGGCGCUCGUGGACGCCGGAGAGGGCCAAUGGGGCAUUGACGAGAGCGCCUUCAACUCUAUUUUGGUGACGAGGUCCUAUCAGCAAUUGAGGCAGGUGUUUGCCAAAUACGAGAGACUGGCCGGACACGACAUCGAGGAGGCCAUCAAGAGGGAAUUCAGUGGCAGUAUCGAGAAGGGAUUGCUCGGAAUUGCGAAAUGCGUAAAGAGCAAAGUGGGCUACUUUGCGAAUGUUGGUCGCGGAACCCGAAUUGGUGAUUUGGAAUUAGAUCCAAAUCCUGCAGGAAAUCUUUGA
Molecule: messenger RNA, 675 nt
Organism: Ctenocephalides felis (cat flea)
Lineage: Eukaryota; Metazoa; Arthropoda; Insecta; Siphonaptera; Pulicidae
Product: annexin B9-like
Exons: 3
Coding region: 1-675 (224 amino acids)
Cellular component (GO): cytoplasm
Molecular function (GO): calcium-dependent phospholipid binding; calcium ion binding
Source: RefSeq, a predicted model, not a curated record